This is a messenger RNA of Acanthaster planci (crown-of-thorns starfish), 884 nucleotides long. RefSeq names its product piggyBac transposable element-derived protein 4-like. NCBI's taxonomy places the organism in Eukaryota, Metazoa, Echinodermata, Asteroidea, Valvatida, Acanthasteridae. The record is from RefSeq and is a predicted model, not a curated record.
CCACGCAAGGUGGAUAAGCCUGUAGUUAUCGAAUGCUACACCAAGUACAUGGGAGGAGUGGAUCAUGCAGACCAGGGUAUGUGGUAUUACUUGAAUAUUCACAAGACAUUGAAGUGCUGGAAGAAGGUAUUCGUUUACCAUCUCAAAGUGAGCUGUGUCAAUUGCUGGAUCAUCUGGAAAUUAAGCCCUCCAUCUUGGCAAUAGACAAGGCCCGAAAAGUUCCGGUUUGCCAUCAUCAAUGGACUUCUCGAGGGACAUGUCAGACAUUGUGGCAGAGCAGGAAGGAGAUCCAUGGAUGCACCAAAUCGACUCACAGAACGACACUUCCUUGCCAUCAAUCGCGAUGUCACUUCAACAGGACGUCCAUUCAAACCAGACUGUGUGGUCUGCUCCAAUCAGGCAGUCCGACGUCAUCAGACUGAAUACAUUUGUAUUGAAUGUAAUAAGCCAAUGUGUCCUGUACCGUGCUUCAGAAGAUAUCAUACCCUCAUGGACUACAAGGCAGACUGUGUUCCAGGAUUUCACAGAUAAAUGAACACUAGAACCAUGACUGGACACAAUCACUCAAGGAAAAUAACUGGACACUGGCAACUCAAUUGGUAAAAACAAAUUUAUUUCCAAGCUUUUUUAUGGGGGGGUCAAAGGAUGUGCCAAAUGCAGUAAAACAAAUAUUGAAUUGUCUGUAAAGAUUGAUCUAUUCUCAGCAUUUUCUAGUGAAAUCUGCUUCUUUUACCUCUUAAAUUGGUACUCAAACGCCCAUGUUAUGUUAAAUCUUUAAAGUAUGGAGUCGUUUGUGUGGGCUACAACUUACUCAGCACGCAUGCAUGAAAGCCGCCUUGCAAGGGUAUGAAUAACACUAUGCCAUAGAAGGUGUUUCACGUGAA